AUGCUCGCUCCAGCUGGUGAUGCCUCCUGGACUGACACGUUCUACUCUUUGAAUCGUGGGAAUGUCGACACCGAGCUCCAACGUCUGGAUGCCAAUCAUUUCAACGUAUGGUUGCCUCUCACAGGUCAGGUAGCACCGACGCAUAUACUCGAUCAGCUCAACCAAGCUUCGUCACCAAGAGUAGCGGACGUAGCCACCGGCAAUGGGGUUUGGUUGCGCUCUGUUGCCCAGCAUCUGCGAUCCGAUGCAGAGCUCUUCGGCUUCGAUUUCGACGCAGUCAAGUUUCCUGACUCCACUGCAUCAUCUAACAUCAAAUUCGAACAGCAAGACGUGCUUCAGGAGUUUCCUAUGGAGCUACAGGGAACAUUCGACCUUGUCCAUGUCCGCCUGCUCCUAAUUGCAAUGAAGGCUAGCGACUUCGAAGCUGCCACGAAGGACUUAUUCCAGCUACUCAAACCUGGCGGAUGGCUUGUUUGGGACGAGGUCUCUGCGUUGUCUUUCCGAUCAGUUCCGCCCAGCAAGGCUUUUGAGGAGUUUACAAGGAUCGAGAUCUUGCAGUCCAUCAAGAAUGGACAAGACCCAAGGGGACCCGCGCGACUACCUGAGAUCUUCCAGAAGGUUGGCUUCCAGGACUGCGAAACGAAGAUUUGGUCUAGUUGGGCAGCCAGCCGAUGA
Colletotrichum aenigma is the source of this 675-nucleotide messenger RNA. It is a transcript of the gene tcpN-2, whose product is annotated as N-methyltransferase tcpN. The record is from RefSeq and is a predicted model, not a curated record. Bases 1 to 675 code for a protein of 224 amino acids. The transcript is spliced from 4 exons. Lineage: Eukaryota; Fungi; Ascomycota; Sordariomycetes; Glomerellales; Glomerellaceae.